Hemicordylus capensis (graceful crag lizard) is the source of this 3712-nucleotide messenger RNA. RefSeq names its product myocyte enhancer factor 2A (gene MEF2A). Gene Ontology annotation, biological process: positive regulation of transcription by RNA polymerase II; cell differentiation; heart development. The coding region runs from base 740 to 2410 and encodes 556 amino acids. Gene Ontology annotation, molecular function: DNA-binding transcription factor activity, RNA polymerase II-specific; histone deacetylase binding; RNA polymerase II cis-regulatory region sequence-specific DNA binding. The transcript has 12 exons. The record is from RefSeq and is a predicted model, not a curated record. Lineage: Eukaryota; Metazoa; Chordata; Lepidosauria; Squamata; Cordylidae.
CGCCUGCUGCCCAAUCAGCAAGCGGCGAAAAGAAAAGGGCGGCCUGACGCUGCGGUGAACGUAAGAAGGCCGAGCCGCUCCCCUCCGGAGAAGCAAAAUAUAGUCCCGUGGCCGGUGCCCCUUUCGGCGGAAAAAGAAAUCAAUAGGAGAUUGCCUUAAUAGGCACAUUGAGCCCUUUUUAAAAAACCCUUCGUUGUGACGGAAAAUCACUUUUGAGCCUGUGAGGCGACGGAGGGAAGCGGGGGGGGGAGGUGUGAGUUGAGCGGCGGAAGAACACGAGGAGCGAAGAGAUUGUUGUGAGUCGCCUUGUCCUCCCGUCCGCCUUAAAAAAAGAAAGAAAGAAAAAAAGCGAAAGAGGCCCCCACCUUUGGUGGUGGGGGGAGGAGGAGGAGGAGUGGAAGUAGUUCCGGCCGCGCCUUGGUUGCGUCUCCUAAAAAUAGCGCCCGGUGGAUAUCCCUCCGCCGGCGUCAGCGCUCGCUUUGGGAGGCGGCGGAGCAGCAGCAGCAGCAGCAGCUGCGGAGGAAGACAGAAGCGACGAGAGGGAGGAAAAAGAAGAAGAAGAGCCAGGGGAGGGGGCGAGAGGGCAAGAGGAGGCGGCCGGCGGGUUUUGGAACACAGUGCAUGGUGUUGCGUGCAAGCUUUAGUCGUGGAAGAGAACUGCCUACCAUGUGCUAGGAUCUGAAGUUUGUGGAUUCUUUUACUUGUGUGCUUCUGGAUUAUAAAGAAGGAAACAUUGAAAAUGGGGAGGAAGAAAAUACAGAUCACAAGAAUAAUGGAUGAACGGAACAGACAGGUGACCUUUACAAAAAGGAAGUUUGGAUUAAUGAAGAAAGCCUAUGAACUGAGUGUGCUCUGUGACUGUGAAAUAGCACUCAUCAUUUUUAACAGUUCUAAUAAACUCUUUCAGUAUGCCAGCACAGAUAUGGACAAAGUUCUCCUCAAAUAUACAGAGUACAACGAACCCCAUGAGAGCAGAACCAACUCGGAUAUUGUUGAGGCUCUGAACAAGAAGGAAAACAGAGGGUGCGACAGCCCGGACCCUGAUACUUCAUAUGUGCUCACGCCACAUACAGAAGAAAAAUAUAAAAAAAUUAAUGAAGAGUUUGAUAAUAUGAUGCGGAAUCAUAAAAUCGCACCUGGGUUGCCUCCGCAGAACUUCUCAAUGUCGGUCACUGUUCCUGUCUCCAGUCCCAAUACUUUAACCUACAGUAAUCCGGGGAGUUCCCUUGUAUCCACAGCGCUGGCAGCAAGCUCUACUUUGACAGACACCACCAUGCUGACCCCUCCUCAGGCCUCGUUGCACCGAAAUGUAUCACCAGGAGGUUCUCAGAGACCACCAAGUACAGGCAGUGCAAGUAGUAUGCUGUCCACAACAGAUCUCUCAGUGCCAAAUGGAGCUGGUUCUAGUCCAGUGGGAAAUGGGUUUGUGAACUCACGAGCUUCGCCCAGCUUGCUUGGCAGCACCGGUGGCGGGAACGGUCUGAGCAAAGUGAUGCCCACAAAAUCGCCACCUCCCCCUGGAGGGGGCAACCUUGGCAUGAACAAUCGCAAACCCGACCUCCGGGUCGUCAUCCCUCCCUCUAGCAAAGGCAUGAUGCCUCCACUGUCAGAGGAGGAUGAAUUGGAGUUGGUGAGUCUGGGUUCCUACUUGGACAAAGAGGGCUGGCCUGUCGCUUGCCUGCCACAGGCGGAGGGAGCCCUCUGGUGGUGUGCCUGCUCCCUGCCGGGGAAGUGUGGAGCCAUCCGCCCCGUCAUGCAACGCCUCGGAGAGGCAGCUGGGGCCGAGAACACCCAGCGGUUAAGCAGUUCUCAGUCCACACAGCCUCUGGCAACCCCGGUUGUGUCCGUGACGACUCCAAGUUUGCCCCCACAGGGGCUGGUGUACUCCGCCAUGCCGACGGCCUACAACACUGAUUACUCCUUGACUAGUGCAGACCUGUCGGCUCUGCAGGGAUUUAGCUCCCCGGGAAUGCUGUCAUUAGGACAAGUAUCUGCCUGGCAGCAGCAUCAUCUAGGUCAGGCAGCCCUCAGUUCUCUUGUGGCUGGAGGCCAGUUAUCUCAGGGUUCCAACUUAUCCAUCAACACCAACCAAAACAUCAACAUCAAGUCUGAACCGAUCUCCCCUCCUCGAGACCGCGUGACUCCAUCUGGGUUCCCGCAACAGCAGCAGCAGCAGCAGCAACAACCCCAGCAGCAGCAGCAGCAGCAGCCUCCACAACAAUCACGGCAAGAAAUGGGCCGCUCUCCCGUUGACAGUCUCAGUAGCUCCAGCAGCUCGUACGACGGCAGCGACCGCGAAGACCCCAGGAGCGACUUCCAUUCGCCGGUGGGGCUGGGGAGGCCCCCCAACUCAGAAGACAGGGAGAGCCCCACAGUCAAGCGGAUGAGAAUGGACACCUGGGUGACAUAAGCUUCCGGGCUCUCCCCCCACCCCCUUUCCGUUUCUACUUUUGCGUUAUCCCAAUGAACAGUCCUGACAUAUCUAAAAUUUAUAAAUAAGGACACGAAAUAAAUAUUUAUAUGUAUAUACAUACAUGCAUAUAUAUAUCUUUGUAUACAUAUAUAUGUGUGAGUGUGUGUAGCAAGACACAAAAAAGAGAGAGAGAAAUCAGCAGGCACUUAAUACCAACUCCUUGUAUAGCUGCAGAUGCCCCAUGGUUUUAAAAAAUAAAUGAAUAUAUAUGUAACAGAAGUACCCUAAUAGGUAUUGGUCUAGUCUGGCACUUACCUGGACUUUGUUCCUUGAAUAAUGUAACUUGUUUUGCAAAAGAAACGUCGUACCCAUAUAUAGUCCUACCAAAUUAGACGGCAGAACCGUGAGGGCUCGCCUAUAGUUGUUCCUCUGUGGGUGUGUGUGGGUGUGUGUUUUGAACAGCCGUAUGGUUCCUCGUAGUUUUUAAAAGCACGCUUUGUAGCAGCAGAGCAGUAGAAAAAGAAAGCAAUACUGUACAUAGAAUGACCUUUAUACUACCCAAGCUAGCAUGGGUCUCUCUUGCAGAGGGUGCAUGAAGAAGGGCUGGCGUUAUUUAAAGAAGAAAAAUCUCUUUUGCACGUGCAAAAAAUGUACUGGGACAAAUAAAAGAUUUUUUUUUUUAAAAAAAACGAGAGAGAGAGAGACAUAAAGAACUCGCAUGAAAUAUUCAGAAGAUAUUAACCUAGGAGAUAGUCCAUAAAUAAAAUUUUAAUAUAUUAAGUUAUAAUUGGAAUAUGUUUAAAACACCUUUUCUUAUGUUGCUCCUACCUUUUUUUCUUUUUUUUUUAAAGUAUAGAAAAGAAUUCUAGGUCGUGUAUAUUUUUUAUUAAAGAGAACCAUACCCCUUCUUGAAGACUAUAUAGAAAGUUAUAUACAGUACUUUUGAACACAUUCUGCUAUGAAUUAUUUAUAUAAGCCAAAGCUGUAUGGUGUAGCUUUUUUUGUAGAGUAUAGUUCUAACUUUUUUUGACUGUCUUUUUUUUGUUUCAGGGGAGGAAAGAAAAAAAAAAUCUUGCGGGCAGAACCUUGGGGGAAAAUAAGCCAUGAAUACUUAUUAUUCUAUAUGUAAAUUAAAAUUUGAGCCAAACUUUGUGUAUAUAGCAUCUUAAAUAUAUUAUCACCUUUUGGUGUAAGUACCUAUGUAUUGUACGUUCACCAGAUUGAAAAGUAUAUUUUUGUGGAUUGACGCCAACUUGAAAAAAAGAAAAAGAAAAGGCGAGGUCCUUAUUAAGUAGAGUA